GAGUCAAUAGUCCGCUCUUUUCUUUAGCAAACAAAGUUCAUUUCCAAAGUAAAAUACGCGAAUCAAGCAUUAAUGAUGAUAGAUCUUUUGUAAUAUCAAUAACAUCGGUUACACCAUGGAUAUAUGUGAAAACCUACGUCCCUUUGUUAAAAUACAACAUUGCUCGCGUUGUCAAGGAAAUACAGAAUUCUACUGCAGAGAGUGUUCUAUCGAUCUAUGUUCCAUGUGUAAAGAAAAUCAUUGUAUUAAGCUAGAUUCAAAAGAUCACGAAGUUGUAAAUUACCGGAACAAAGUCAUUAACCCACCAGAACAGGCUGCUUGUGAAAGGCACCAAGACAAUGUUUAUGAGACGUUUUGUAAACAAUGCAAAAUUCCAAUAUGUGUACAUUGUAGGGAACAUGCACAACAUGAAACUAUAAACAUUCUUAAAGCAUUUGAAAUGAAGAAAAAACAACACAGCAAAAUAUUAAACAACAUAAGGAGUGAUGAUCUCUAUUACAGGCAUGUUCUGCUAGCAAAUAUCAGGACUGAUUUAAAAUCUCGGCAAAGUAGAAACUUGUACAGUCAUGUUUAUUCACAGUUAAAGACAAACGGUCUUGAAGUGAAAGAUAUGAUUGAAAAUGUUGUAUGUAACGACAAGAAAAGUAGACAUCAGUGUUUAGUUCAGAAAAUAAAAAUACAAAGUCAUCUUGCUCGCAUAGAAAAAUAUGAAUAUCUAUACGAGCAAUCUGCAACAAAGCCAGUCACAUUUCUCUGGUUUGUAAAGAAAAUUGCCAAUGCCCAAAUACAUGGGACUCUUCCUUUUGAAAAACAUGGUAUUUUAGGGUUGAUUAACGGACCAAUUGAUAGAGCUUUGACUGAUAUAUUAAAUGCAAAAAUAGCAAAAAGAAAAAGACAUACAGAAAAUCAACAAGUAUUGAGGGUUAUGCCUCAGGUUGUUAAAAAAAAAUCUUUCAAAUUAAAUUGGGAGAAUUUAAUGUUACACCAUCCAUGCCAACCAUUAAACCAAACAUCAGAACAUAUUUGGCUGAGGAGUAAUAAUAAUCUGUAUUUAACAAAUACAAAGAGUGAAAAGUUUUUUGCAAUUUAUGACGAUCAACCUUCAGACCGCUUUUGCAUUGGGGCAUCACUUACGAUGACUCGUGAUAACGAGUUAAUCUACAUUGAUAGAAUGAGAACCAUCCAAAAAUUAUCAGGAGAAAUAAAAAUCGAAUUACCUUUAAUGCGAGAGUUUGUUUGUCAGCCAUAUUGUGUUCACAUCUCACCUUAUACUGAAAAUCUGCUCGUCGGAAUGUUGAACAGUAGAUCGGAAACAACUCUAAUUAUGAGUUACAACAUCAAAGAUUCUGGACCGAAAAUAAAACCCGAGAUCAUUGGCCAGAUUGAAAACUGGUUUCCCACUCUUUUGACAGAUAAUAUCAAUGGCGAUAUCAUUGUGGCUUGUUCCUACAGAGGUUUUCAAGUAAUGGACCGAGUAGGAAGUCUUCGUUUCAUCUACCCAAAAACGCCAGCCGGUUCUCUUUUAUGGACUAAAGGGCUUUGCACAGAUCCACUGUCACAUAUUCUGGUUUCAACAGGACCAUGCGUUUUUAUGAUUAGCAAAGAUGGCCAGUUUCUUUCAUAUCUCCUGACAAGACCAUUUGAUGCCGGCACGACCAGUUUGCUGUUUGAUCACGAGACGAAUCUGCUUUGGGUUAGAGAUCGGUCCGACACUUUUUCUGCAUACAGAUACAUUGAGAGAUGUGAAAUUUUGACUGGUUCUGAAAUCACUAUUUCAUCAUGCUGCAGCGAGACAGAAGAAGGUGGCACUUACGUAAUAUCCCAUCCAGGGGAUAGAGAUCUAGAAAAUGAAGGUUUGCAGAGGAUGCGCUCACACAGACAAAUGGACUUGUCACCCUCAAAGAAAAGAAAACUUAAUUAACCUCUUAGAUUCAGACAACAUCCUCGAUAAAAGGAAUAAGUGUCAAGUCCUCAAUUUGUUUAGAAGCCAAAAAUGAACGUUUAAAGAUAUUUUUUUUUAACUCAAUCCUAUCGAUAUGAUUUUUUUUUGUUAUCGGAUUCGGCCGAUCACUUUUGUGUCCAUAUGAGGCAUCCGGUAAAUGCUUCUACGUGCGCACACAUUCCGCUUGCAUAAGUAGUUCUUAUAAAAACUUGAAGUUUGGUUUAGUAUUUUAAUUACAUUUUACUCGGUUUAUUUCAAUUCAUUUACCUUAAGAGAUGCAAACAUACAUGAAAUACAGUUCGACCUGUUAAUUCAAGAAUGCACAUUUUGUCUCACGCGUAAGAAUUACGAUCGACAGAUUCAUUCAGUAAUGCAGCUGACCUCGAUGAACUGACUUCAGUCAUAAGAAGAUGCUCCAUGAACUGACCUCGAUCUAUUUAUGUUGCAUAAUAGUAGCUAGGAAGACGGCUUGAUUUAUAAACAAGGUUACGUUAUAAUGCGACUACAAUAGCAAGUUAUGAUGGCAUUCAAUGUUUUUCAGUCGCAUUAAACUAUUUGAUACAACUCUUUCUUUGUAUACGUGUUAAUGCUCUUUGAAGAGCCCUACUCAGUAUUCUGAAAAAGAAGAAGAAGAUACAUUAACAUUUGAUGAUUAAUUACGUUAAAAAAUAUAAAACUAGACAAGGAGUUUACGAACAGAUUUCCCCAAAUUUAUUUCAAAAUUAAAUUUGUUGACGGUUUAUAACGAUGAAAGUAUGGUGUACAGAUUCAAAAUAUUUUAUAUCUUGUAUAAAUACAGUACUUUUUAAAUUAUUUUACAACAAACUGCUCAUGUUGAUUGCUUUUAGCUAUCAAUAUAUCAUCAUUGCCGAUCAUUCCUUUAAAAGAAUUACUUGUCUUUACUGAUAUAGGUAAGUGCACAGUGCAAAGGAAAGAUAAAGCGCUAUUUUAUAGUGAUUUAUUUUCAAUGUUUGGUUAGAAAAAACAUUCUAUGUUUCGGGCCUAUUUUCAAAAAUAUAUGAUGCGAUUAAUAUUAAUUCAUAUUUGUGUAAAAAAAAAACUGCCUAGAUUUUUACAUUCCAUUUUUAGAAGUUAAAAAGAAGAUAAUGUUUUUGUUGUUAGGAAAAGUGUAAUGAUUUUGUGCGCAUGUGUGGAACAAAAAUGAUUUAACUCAUAAAAAAAAUCACUAUCACAUCAACCAUUUAUAAUAGAAUAAAGUAUCAAUAAAUUUC
Magallana angulata is the source of this 3174-nucleotide messenger RNA. RefSeq lists its product as uncharacterized. Gene Ontology annotation, cellular component: chromatin; nucleoplasm. Gene Ontology annotation, molecular function: zinc ion binding; ubiquitin-protein transferase activity. The record is from RefSeq and is a predicted model, not a curated record. Bases 116 to 1921 code for a protein of 601 amino acids. NCBI's taxonomy places the organism in Eukaryota, Metazoa, Mollusca, Bivalvia, Ostreida, Ostreidae. The transcript has 3 exons. Gene Ontology annotation, biological process: positive regulation of DNA-templated transcription.